CAUUUUAAGUCAAGAAAUCUGUCAAAAGAGAAAUAUUUAUGUCAGCCACGUUGGAAGUGCCAACUCGGUGUUUUUAUGUGAAAGAGUGGCUUAAAAAUGAAGAUCAAAGAGUUAAAAAGGACGGUGAACGUGAGCUGGUCGCCAGCGGAGCAGUAUCCAAUUAUGCUGGCGGCCGGCACCGCUGCCCAGCAAGUCGAUGCAUCGUUCAGUUCCAAUUCAAGCUUGGAACUAUAUUCUCUCAAUUUGGAGGAGCCUGGAAUGGAUUUAGAGCUCAAAGCUAGUCUGCAGACACAACAUAAAUUCCAAAAGCUGGUGUGGUCGGGAGCAGGAGUGGUGGUAGGAGGCUGUGAUGGAGGUCUACUGCAAUUCUACAAUGCAGAGAAGCUGCAGACUAGUUCCGCAGAUGCACUUGUCGGAAGUAGCUCUAAACACAGUGGCCACGUGUCAGCACUGGAUAUUAAUCCGUACCAGAAGAACUUGCUUGCCUCUGGUGCAUCGGAGAGUGAGAUCUUCAUCUGGGACCUAAAUAACACAAGCCAGCCCAUGUCCCCUGGCAACAGGAACCAGCCCUACGAUCAUGUCCAGGGGCUCGCCUGGAACCAGCAGGUACAACAUAUUUUAGGAUCAACAUUUGCAAAUCGCUGUGUCGUCUGGGACCUUAGGAAGAAUGAGCCGAUCAUGAAACUUAGUGACGCGCAGUCACGCACGCGCUGGCGCUCGCUGGCCUGGCACCCAGCCGUCGCCACCCAGCUCUGCAUCGCAUCCGAGGACGACCAGGUGCCCGUCAUACAGCUGUGGGAUCUCAGAUUGGCGGCGUCCCCGCUGGUAACAUUGGAGGGUCACGACAAGGGCGUGCUGGCGCUGUCGUGGUGCCGGCAGGACCCCGACCUUCUGCUGUCUGCCGGCAAGGACGGCCGCCUGCUAGCAUGGAACCCUAACAACACUAAGCCUGGCGGUGAGAUCGUGGUGGAGGUGUGCCAGGAGGCGGCGUGGACGUUCGACGUGUCGUGGUGCCCGCGCUGCCCCGCGCUGCUCUCCAGCGCCUCCUUCGAGCAGCAGGUGGCGGUGCACGCGCUGCUCGCCGCGCCGCAGCUGCAGACGAGCGCGCACAAGCAGAGCAGCAUGCUGGAGUCGUUCGGUGUGGCGGGGUCUCUGGGCGCGCUGCCGAGCGUGUCCCGCGCGCCCGCGCACCCGCCCCCGCAGCCCAGCCGCGCGCCCGCCUUCCUGCGCCGCCCCCUCGCCGCUAAGUUCGCGUUCGGUGGCAAGCUGGUGACUUUCGACAAGUGCCCGCAAGAUGUCGGCUCUCAGAAGAUGGUCUACAUUAGUCAGGUGGUGACCGAGCCGGAGCUGGUGGAGCAGGCGGCGGCCCUGGACGGCGUGCUGGGGCUGACGCUGAGCCAGGAGCCGGCGGCGGCGGACCAGCUGGCGGAGUACUGCCGGCAGCGCGGAGAGGCGGCCGCCGACCAGCACGACCGCUACGUCUGGUUCUUCCUGCGCGCCAGCUUCCUGCCCACCUUCCGCACUGAAGUCCUCAACCUGCUCGGCUUCAAGCAGGACGAGAUCCCGGCCAAGUUCAAGAGCACCGCGACACCUGGCGACGCGCCCACCACACUCACCACAGGCGACACCGCCGAGACUGAGGCCGAGCUCUCCACCGACACCGCCGACACCAGCGCUGACCUCUCGGACGCGCACACACUGAUCGAGAGAAAGCUCGCCAACAUCGAGCUGUCGCCUCCCGUGUCCGACGUUGUCAUACCCAAUGCUGAAGAUCCUUCGAGCAUGAUCUGCCGCGCGCUGGUGUGCGGCAACGUGGAGGAGGCGGUGGAGCUCUGCCUGGAGGCGCGCCGUGUCGCCGACGCCCUCGUCAUCGCCGCCCUCGGUAACACCACCCCGCACCCGCACCCGCACCCGCCAAUGCUGGGCGCCAAGCUGUCCCGGGAGUCGGAGCCGGCGCUGCGGUCGGCGGCGACGCUGUGCUACGUGUGCGCGGCGCGGGCGGACGCGCUGCCGGCGGGGAGUACGGGGGGUGCGGGGCGGGGAGCGGGUGACGCCGCCGCACUCGUGCGCCGCGCCGAGCUCGCGCUCCUGCUGCGCUGCGCUGCGGAGACACGCGGUCGGGAACAGAAGGAGGGCGCGACCUCGGACUCGCUGCAGGAGUACGCGUACCGUCUUGCGGAGCAGGGCUGCCUGCAGAGCGCGCUGGGGGCGCUGCGCGGCGCGCGUUGCGAUCUCGCGGACCGGCUGCAGCAGGCGCUGGGCGUGCGUCGCCAGCCGCACCACCAACAUCACCCGCACCAGCAGUCGCAGGUGGCGCGCGCCCGCACGCUCAGCGCACACAGCGCACACAGCGCGCACUCGCAGCGCGCGCACCCGCCGCCUCAGCCGCCCCAGCCGCAUUCGUACCACCCGCACCCGCAGCACAUCACGCACAACGACAUCGCCGGCGCCUUCGGCUCGGGUGUGCCGGUGGCAUCGGAUGCCGGCAGCUGGCAGGCGCAGCAGCAGCGCCCUCCCAGCGUGGGCCCGCACGUCGCGCACUCAGGUGGAAUAACGAGUCGCUCGAAAUACAAAGUUGACCCUUCCGUACAAGCCCCCACAUACAACCAGUACAGUUACAACAGCCCCGUGACGUCGCAGCCGCAAGCGUACGCCGGAUACAACAGCCCGCCGCCCGACCACCACGCCAUGCCCUACUCCAGGAUGCCCGCCAACACCAUCAACCCCAUCAACCCCGCCCCUCUCAACCAAAUGAACCCACUCAACGCAGCCCCCCUGAAUCCACUAAUGCCCGCACCGAUGAACCCACUUAAUCCGGCUCAAAUGAAUUCACUAAAUCAACCAAUGAAUCCAAUGAUGAACCCACUGAACCCGGCUGCGAUGAAUCCAAUGCAGCCGACUGCCAACGGUGGGUACAUGGAACCUACUCCCGCCGCCCCGCCCGCCCCGGCCGCCCCGCCCCGCAGCGUCGCCCCGGGCUGGAACGACCCGCCCAUGAUGUCUUCCAAACCAAAGCCAAAGCAAGAGGUGACCGCACAGGCGCCCAUCACACAUCCACUGUUCGGGGCGGAGCCUCCGCAGCACGUGCCCCUGCACCCGCAGGGCUACGCCCCCGCGCCCGCCCCUGCCCCCGGAUACUAUGCCGACCAGCAAUAUUCUCAGCAGCAGUACGCGCAGCAGACCGUUUACAAUCAGCAGGCCGAGCCCGCUCCAGCGCCGGCACCAGCUCCCGCACCUGCGCCUGCGCCUGCGCCGGUGCAGAAGCCGCCGCUGUCGGAGCAGUACGCCGUGCUGCAGACUGUGUUCGACUCGCUGCGGGCUGAGUGCGCGCAGCACGCACCCAACCCGCAAAUGAAGAGGAAGCUGGACGACGUACAGAGAAGACUGGAGACGUUGUACGACCUGCUGCGGGAAUACAGGCUGUCGGAGGGCGCGGUGAGGUCGCUGCAGCAGUGCGCGCAGUACGUGCAGACGCGCGAGUUCCCGCACGCGCUGCAGUGCGCCACCGCCCUCGCCUCGGGCGCGGACUUCGCCGCCGCCGCCGCCUUCCUGCCCGGACUCAAGCUGCUGCUGCAGCUCUCGCACCAGCUCCUGCCCCAACUGCAUCGAUGAGCACCUACUUCUCCUCUAUCAUUCAUUAUAAUGAUGUAUAGGUUUAGUUUGAUUUUAACAAAUGUUAAAAUUAAUUAUAAAUUUAUUUAAUGUUAUUUAGUGCCACGUGUAUUCACUCGCAUAUUAUUUGUCUGUCUUAUCAAUGAUUUUGAAUUUGUUUAAUUGCAUUCCUUUUAACAUUGUAAUAAAUUUUGUAAUACAUAUUUA
Messenger RNA from Papilio xuthus (Asian swallowtail), 3819 nucleotides. RefSeq names its product COPII coat complex component secretory 31 (gene Sec31). Lineage: Eukaryota; Metazoa; Arthropoda; Insecta; Lepidoptera; Papilionidae. The transcript is spliced from 24 exons. The coding region runs from base 97 to 3612 and encodes 1171 amino acids. Gene Ontology annotation, molecular function: structural molecule activity; protein binding. Gene Ontology annotation, cellular component: COPII vesicle coat; endoplasmic reticulum exit site. Gene Ontology annotation, biological process: endoplasmic reticulum organization; endoplasmic reticulum to Golgi vesicle-mediated transport; COPII-coated vesicle cargo loading. The record is from RefSeq and is a predicted model, not a curated record.